AUGGUGGACAACUUCACAUAUCUGAGCAGCAUCCUCCUUCGCAGCACCAAAAUCGAUGGCGAAGUGGCCCACCGUAUUUCCAAAGCCAGUCUAGCCUUCGGCCGUCUGCAGAAUACCGUCUGGGACCGUCACGGUCUCCAUCUCAACAAGAAGCUGAAGAGGUAUAAGGCAGUCAGCCUACUGACGCUGUUGUAUGAAGUGAAGACCUGGCCGGUCUAAAAAAAGCAGGCGCAGAGACCCAAUCGCUUCCACCUCAGCUGUCUCUGAAGGAUACUGGAGGCGAAAUGGUAGGAUCGGAUCCCCGACUGGAGCGAACGCGAAUCCCCAGAAUUUACGCCAUGCUGAGACAACUGCAACUGCAUUGGAGCGGCCACCUCUUGCGGAUAAACGACGAGCGGCUACCCAAACGAUUCUUCUAUGGAGAUGUCGCCAUGUUUUCCUGCCGCCAAGGAAACAAAAUCCGUCGAUACAAGGACACUCUAAAAGCCUGCUUGAAGAGUCUGCAGAUUAACCCGGCCAACUGUAAAGACCUUACUCGAGAUCAACCGAGAAGUACGGUGAAGACAGGCGGAUCUGUCGAGUAGGCAAAUCGCAUAGCCGCCGCAAAAGCCAAACGAGAAACACGCAAGUGUUAGCUGCGCCCAAUCUGCAAUGCCAAUGUCCAGUCGCCCCCAACGUGUCCGCGGUGUCAUCGGAAAUUCCGGGCGACAAGUGGACUUGUUGGACGCCUUCGGACCAACUGCAGCACUCGGGCUGCAUUAGCCGUCGUACCUCCGUCCACACCUUCCUCGUCCUCUACGCUGUCAACUAGUUCUGACCGUCCUCCUGAACCAUCACUUCCGUCCUCCUCCUGUCCCCCACCGCCUUAAGGUCCGCCGCUGUAGCAUUUGCCACACCCACCAGCAUUACAAACAAUCCAGACACACCAACACCACCACCGUCGACACCAGUAGAGGGGGUCUGGUUUCCACCUGUCCUCAUUGAGACUGCACCUCCAGCUCAUAAAUUGGCCUGGUCGGUCACUUGCGAAUCCAUCAUACAGAGACUGGCAAACCAGUGCCUGGAGCACCAACCUGGAUCCGCCGCAUCCGCCACCACUGUUCACAUUCCCUCGCACAUUCAUGCACCUCAUGGGCCUAUUCAGCCAUAUGCGUAUCCACGAGAGCGAAAAUGACCGCAGCCCUGACAUACCCAGCACACCCACCAUAACUAGCCCGGCCCACGCUCAACAGACCAGCGUGCCCAUCGCCACUAGCUCCACCACACUCAGUAUAUUUUGCACAUCAGCUAUGCUCUGCGCAAACCACGCCCCAUCGCCCAACGCGCCCAACGCCACCACCGAAGUUGAAGAUGAUACCGCCGACUUUUCAUGUCCGCAGUGUCUCCGGAAAUUCACCUCACGCAUCGGCCUGGUCGGCCAUUUGCGGAUCCAUUGCACGGAGACUGGCGAUCAGUGCCCGGAACGCUAA
This is a messenger RNA of Spirometra erinaceieuropaei, 1469 nucleotides long. The record is from the annotation of a GenBank genome assembly. Lineage: Eukaryota; Metazoa; Platyhelminthes; Cestoda; Diphyllobothriidea; Diphyllobothriidae.